AUGGCCGAGAAGAUUGUGUCCGACGACCAGGAGGUCGUUGCGCACGCUGAAGCUCCCAGCAAGAUUGAGGAUGGCGUCGAUGACGCUGCCGCCCAAAAGGUGGACGUUGCGAAGCAGCUCGCUGCCAAUGAAGAGGGCGAGAUUCGCAACCCCCUGAAGAACAUUCCCCGUGAGCAGCUCCUCGCGGACGUUGCCCGCUUCCGCGAGGAGAAGGGCCUUCCCGAGGACAUUCUUCCCUACCUUCAGAAGGGCGCCCUGGUGGCAAAGAACCCCGCCCGCUUCGAGUCUCUUGAGGAGCUCGAUGAGACCGACAAGGAGCACAUCCGCAACGAGGUCCUCCACCGCUGGAGACACCCGUGGGCCCUGUACUACACAAUUGUCCUGAACUCCAUCGCCGCCGCCAUCCAGGGUUGGGAUCAGACCGCCUCCAACGGCGCCAACCUGGCGUUCCCUGUGGCUCUGGGCAUCCCCGACUCAGCUGGCUCAUCGUGCGGCCCCGACGCCAACGCUGGCCUUUGCGCCAAGAACGGCUGGAUCAUCGGAUUCGUCAACUCGAUGCCCUACAUCACCAUCUGCCUCUUCUCCGGCUGGGUUUCUGACCCGCUCAACCACUUCCUCGGCCGCCGUGGCACCAUCUGGGUUGGUGCUGUUUUCUCCGUCCUCGCUCCCUUCGGUAUGGCCCUGUCGCAAACCUGGGGCCAGCUGGCUGCCUGCCGUAUGCUUCUCGGCAUCGGUAUGGGUCUGAAAGAAGUUACCGUUCCCGUCUUUUCUGCUGAGAAUGCUCCGACCAACAUUCGCGGAGGUCUCGUUAUGUCGUGGCAGGUGUGGACGGCUUUUGGUAUCUUCCUUGGCACCUGCGCCAAUCUUGCUGUCGGUAAGGUCGGCGACAUUGGCUGGCGUCUGCAGUUCGGCUCUGCCUUCAUCCCUGCCGUGCCUCUCGUUAUCGGUACCUUUUUCUGCCCUGAAUCGCCUCGUUGGUACCUCAAGAAGGGAAAGUACCUGCAGGCCUGGAACUCCCUGAUCCGUCUCCGCAACUCGAAGCUCCAGGCUGGCCGUGAUCUCUACUACAUUCAUGCUCUUCUGGUCCAGGAGGAGGUCAUGGUCCGUGAGGCUGGUCUGGACGUGAACAGCGGCAUGAUCACUCGUUUCAUCGAGCUCUUCACCAUCCCUCGUGUCCGCCGUGCUACCUGGGCUUCCGGUAUUGUCAUGAUUGCGCAGCAGAUGUGCGGUAUCAACAUCAUCUCUUUCUACAGCAGCACCAUCUUUGAACAGAGUGGAAUUAGCGCUUACACGGCUCUGUGGGCUUCCUUUGGCUUCGGUCUGAUCAACUUUAUCUUUGCUUGGCCUGCGGUGUUCACGAUGGACACCUGGGGUCGCCGCACGCUGCUGUUGUUCACCUUCCCGAACAUGUUCUGGACGCUUCUUACCGCUGGUCUGUGCUACCUGAUCAACGACAAGAACGCCCGUAUUGCCGCCGUCGCGACCUUUAUCUACCUCUUCGCCGCCUUCUACUCGCCCGGUGAAGGCCCCGUCCCCUUCAUGUACUCGGCUGAGGUGUUCCCCCUGUCGCAUCGUGAGAUUGGCAUGUCCUGGGCCGUUGCCACCAACAACUUCUGGGCGUCCAUCCUGUCCCUGACCCUGCCCCGCAUGCUUUCUGCUAUGAAGCCUGCUGGUGUCUUCGGUUUCUACGCGGGCUUGAACCUGGUCGCUUUGGCCUUGAUCUUCAUCGCGGUGCCCGAGACCAAGCAGAAGUCGCUUGAGGAGCUUGACUACAUCUUCGCCGUGCCCAACCGCGUUUUUGCCAAGUACCAGCUCAACACUGUCUUGCCAUGGUGGAUCAAGCGCUGGAUCUUCUGGGAGCGCACCGCCAAGUGUCCCGAUCUGUACCGCGACGAGAAUGACGAGCAGGUGGGCGAGAACUCCGCUUAA
Sporothrix brasiliensis 5110 is the source of this 1929-nucleotide messenger RNA. Its product is annotated as Sugar transporter family protein. Gene Ontology annotation, cellular component: membrane. Bases 1 to 1929 code for a protein of 642 amino acids. Gene Ontology annotation, biological process: transmembrane transport. Lineage: Eukaryota; Fungi; Ascomycota; Sordariomycetes; Ophiostomatales; Ophiostomataceae. The transcript has 6 exons. The record is from RefSeq and is a predicted model, not a curated record. Gene Ontology annotation, molecular function: myo-inositol:proton symporter activity.